CGUGGGCUCAAAAUAGUGACAAGGUUGAUCGAUUCUCGUAUGCACGUUGCGCAACGAUUCACGCCGGCCCCUUCCACCUCACGGCAAGCUUUCGGGGAAGGUCUGCUGUGGUGCUUGCAGUCUACACUAGCCUCGAUUGUGGCCGCUGUCGAAGGAAGAUUCGACGAUUCCCGCCGUACGCGAUCGUCGCACACAUCACUGCUAACGUUACAGCGAUCAUCCCUGAACGAUGGACUUCGAGAAGACGGCUUUCGUAAUUACCUACACAGACGCCGAAUCGCUUGCCCUCCGGAACACACAAUGCACGAGCACAGCAGCAACGUGGGCGCUUGCACCCACUUUUUAUGCCCACUGCUGCCAGGGCUCUGGUGCGCAGGGAAACCCUUUGCAAUGUGCAUCUUUUGCGCAUGCUCGUGUUGUCGCACUCGCAGCCUCAGAAUCAGUCACCUGCCGCGAACAUGUUGCGCCGAACGCUUGACUCUGCAAUGUAUCUCCGGCUCUUUAUGAUCGACCAUAUAGACAACCAUUCCCCGACCUGCAUCGCCGCUCCACCGCCGUUGUUAUGGGUACCAAAGCGGUGAGUCUCAUCUUCAGGAUUGAUCCAGGCGCUUUAGGCUGUGAGGG
This is a messenger RNA of Boeremia exigua, 624 nucleotides long. RefSeq lists its product as uncharacterized. The record is from RefSeq and is a predicted model, not a curated record. The coding region runs from base 40 to 507 and encodes 155 amino acids. The transcript has a single exon. NCBI's taxonomy places the organism in Eukaryota, Fungi, Ascomycota, Dothideomycetes, Pleosporales, Didymellaceae.